Molecule: messenger RNA, 1009 nt
Organism: Drosophila novamexicana
Lineage: Eukaryota; Metazoa; Arthropoda; Insecta; Diptera; Drosophilidae
Product: fibroblast growth factor receptor homolog 2-like
Exons: 2
Coding region: 38-1000 (320 amino acids)
Biological process (GO): cell-cell adhesion
Cellular component (GO): cell-cell junction
Molecular function (GO): cell adhesion molecule binding
Source: RefSeq, a predicted model, not a curated record
UAUGCCAUGCAUUUGGUGUGCGGGCGCGAAUAUAUAAAUGCUCGUCGUAACCGAAAAUACAAUGCAAAAGCUGCUGAUAGCUAUUUUCAUCAUUAGCAGCACCAGCAGCAGCCAGUUGGAGCAUCCACAGCUGAAGCCAAAAUUCGAUUGUCUGAAAAAGUAUAAGUUUUACCGACAACAAACCAAGCUGCGGCACGAUGCAGAGGAGCGAACGCUGCAGUUGCCACAGUUUACAAAGCCCUUGAAUCGCUUGCAACAUUGUGUCUCCGGCGAAACCCUGGUCCUCUCCUGCCCCAACACAGCGCAUCCGCACGCAAACACCACUUGGACCUUCAAAAGAGGCGGGGACUAUGAGCCACUGCAGCGCGAUAUUGGUGGCUACAAGUUCCGGCGCUGGUCCUUGGUCAUGACGAAUGUCAUUUCAAAAAAUUCAGCCAUGUACAAGUGCACGGUGUGCAACACCCUCGGCUGUAUUGAAUUCGAGUUCAGCGUUUCGGUCGUCAAUCGCCUCCGUGAACGGGCAAUAAUCACGAAUAUGUACAAUAAAACGGCGCUGAUCAACACCCGGGUGGAGGUGAAAUGCGCUUUGAAGUCCGAAGAUGAACCGACCGUCAAGUGGAUAUGUGUGAAGCAGCACAAUUACUCACGGCCCCUGAAAUUGGACUCACUGGAUAGAGAUUUUAUGCGCAUACCGUUGAACACAACAGUGGAUCGCGAUUGGCUGCUGUUGAAGAAUGUGACGCACCAGGACGAGGGCUGGUACACGUGCGUGGCGUCCAAUUCGUUGGGCUGCGUCAAUGCCAGCUUCUAUUUGCACGUGGUCGACGAUAUGCCCCAUUUGUAUUGCGGCGAACUGUACCGAUCACACCCCAUGGAUUUCACUGUGGCUAUCGGGAUGAUAACGCUGUUGAUUCUGCUUGGAAAUGGCUUGGUGCUGGUACACAGAGUGCAACAACUGCGGAGGCAAAAUGAAUUAGCGGUCAGGUCGUUCAUCAUUUAAUGAUUACUU